UUCGCCGCUCAAUGAACUUGUUGCACUGUUUUUUGUCUUCAACUACUUUUCCUUCAACAGCCUUUCUGUUUGGCGUUUAUUUUUUAAGUUUUGUAAAGCUUUCGCCGUGUAAAGGAUACAAAAAUCAAGAAAGAACAUCGGGAAAACUCCUGGAAAGAGCAACAUCUGAAGCAUUCCUUUGUCAUGCGGAUGAAGUUGAAAGGGGGGAUGAAUGGACGUUUGUUUGCGCUGAAAGAGUAGAGGUUAAUGACUAAUGGAGCCGUGAGAGCGAAGUCCACACUAGUCGUCACAAGCCCGAAACUUCAAAUCUCUGUCCCUGUGUUUGUCUAAGAAGAAUGAGCACUUCCUCCUCUGACCGCAAAACCCCGGUGGAUUAUGGUGUUCAGAUCCGCUUCAUCAAUGACCUCCACGACGGCGGCGGGGGGCUGCCCCGGCUGUCCCCCGCCGCCGUCGGGCAGCCCCCUCGGCCUAAGUCACAGUCACCCUCCAAGUACGGCGUGGCUGUGCGAGUCCAGGGCAUCGCCGGGCAGCCAUACGUGGUGCUCAAAGACGGACAGAAAGGAGACUCGUACGGUGUGCAGCUCAGGACAAACUACCCCCCAGGUUAUGGCAGUCUUCCGCGCAGAAAGGACAAGUCUGACCCGAGAACGCGCGGAGAGGACGUAGACGGCCAAGGGGGUGCGCUGCGGAGGGCACAGUCCCACGGAUCACUUUUGGAUCGGGAUGGAGACGCAGAGGAUUUUCACCAGUCUAGACUCCCAGCUGAGGGCAAGUCUGGGAGCUAUGGGAACCUGGAUGGAGGAAAUGCAGUGAGGGUUAACAGUAGAAACGGCGUGGAGAUGAAUACAUGGGCCUUUAAUGAUCAGAACAAGCAAACAAACACUAACAGACAAACACACCGCUUUGAUGGAGGCCAGAGCAGAGCCCCUUCUUCUGUCCCCCCUCCUUACCCCUACACGUCUCCCCCCUCCUCCACGCACAGCAGCCUGGGACGCAGCCAACAACCUGUCAGCAAAAGUCCUGCUAAUCAGUGGACAGGGAGACAAGCUAACCUGACAGAAACACAAUUGUCUGAUCUGUUUGUUAAGGUGACGCCUGACCUUUUGCUGGACCAGGGGCAGAGUGCAGAGGCCAGCAGUGAGGAGCAGCAGAUGAUGCAGACCAUUUACAACAUCCUAAGAGAAGGAACAAAUGACAGUGAUAUCGUCAUCAAGCACAAAGUCAAGGUCAUCGCUCAGACCUUUAAGCUCAAAGAAAAAGUGUGUGAAGAUCUGACCAGAGAGAGAUCGGAGCUCCAGAGGAAAGUGUCAGAGCUCCAUUUGGCCUUGCAACAGGAGAGAAGGGACUCCAUUAACAACUCCAGUGCCACUCUGAAAGCUGAGCUGGAGUCGUGUCUGGAUGAAAAUCUGCAACUCCGAGAGCUGCACGACCGCAUGAAGAAAGAGUUAAACGAAACCCAAUCCGAACUGACGCAGCUGCGGAUGGACCGGGAAAAUGCAGAGGCCCGGGCCAGAAAUAUGGAGGACCAACUGGCCGAGCUUCAAGAUGAGAUCCGAAAAGAAAACAACAACAAAACUGACCUGAUGUCUUGCCAAAACGAGAUGACGGAGAUCUGUCAGGCCAAGCAGAAAUUGGAGGACACCUUAAGGCAGAGAGAGAGGGAGCUCACAGCUUUAAAAGGGGCUCUGAAGGAGGAGGUGGCAUCUCACGACAAAGAGCUGGAGCGGCUGAGGGAGCAGUACAGUACAGACAUGGAAAAGCUCCGCAGCAGCAUGGAGCAGGUGUCUCAGUCUCAUGCAGGCAUUGAGGCUGAGCGGCUGAGAGUCAAUGCUUCAGUGCGCACUCUUCAGCAGCAAUUAGAAGACUGCAGAGACGAGAGCAGCCACUGGAUGGAGCAGUUUCACAACACAAGGGAUGAACUGCGAACCACUAAGCAAGAACUUCUACAGUCUCGUUUGGAAAAAGAAGAGUUUGAGGAGGAACUGAAGGAGCUGAAGGAGAGAGUAACCACCAUAAAACAACAGACGCCACCAGACUCCAGCCAAACACAGACUCUCAGUCAGGAGCUCCAGAAAUGCACUGCAGACCUUCAGAAAUCCCAACUUGAGUUGGAAAAGCAGCGGACUCAGUUUGAUAAGAAAGUGAUGGAGAUGAUUGCUCUGAAGAAGUCUCAUCAGGACCAAGAGGCAGAGCUGAAAUAUGAGAUUGACCGGCUUAAAGAGCAGUUACAGAGAGCGAAAGGGGACAUCAGCAAGGCACAGGAGAAGAGCAAAAAGCUGCCGGACCCAGCCACCAUCUCAGAUUUGGAGCAAAAGCUUAGUGAAGCGAAAAGUGAAGCCAGUCAGCUGAAAGAGAAGCUGUCUGCGACGGAGAAGGAGCUGGAGGGCACUAGGACCCAGCUGAAGAGGUCUGAGCUUGAUUUUACAGUUGCUGAAGAUGCACAGAAAGCCCAAGAAGAGGUCAACAUACGUCUCAAAGAAAAAAUAUCACGUUUGGAGGCGCAGCUGCUGAACAAUGCGACAGAGAGCUCCGAGGCAGAGCUGGCUCUUCACUCAGAGGUCAGAGGACUGAGGUCUGAACUGGACGAAGCCAAAAGGAAAAGCUCCAGACUGAACCAGGAACACAGUGAACUCCUCUUCAGGCUUGAAAACACAGAGAAAGACAAAGAUGCACUGAAGCAGACCAUUGUUCAGCUGGAGGAGAAGAGACAGCAACUGGAAAAAGCCCUGGACAAACUCACUAAAGAGUUCGAGUCUCUAGUCGUGUCCUCUAAAGAAGAGUCACGGUUGCUCAAAGUUCAACUGGAGGAGCAGAAAGAGAAGGCACGCAAAGAUCUGCAGGAGAUACAGCGCCAUGGCACGGACGCCCAGACAGAACUGGACCGGAGCCAAGGCAACAUCAGGCGAAUGGAGGAAGAGAUGACACGACUGAAAAAGGAGCUGUUGUUGGCCAGUGAGGAAAGAGACAACCACCAGCUGGACAAAGAACUGCUGACGAACAGACUGCGCCAUCUAGAGGUAGAGAUGGAGAACGGCAAGAACAGCCAGAAUGAGAAAAUACGGGAGGUCCGACUCUUGGAGGACAAGUUGAAGCGUCAGGAGUUGGAGCUGGAGGAGGAGAGGAGCAGUGUGGAGAUGCUGACAGAGAGACUGACCCGGAGCAGAGACCAGUUGGAUCAGCUGCGCUCAGAGCUGAUGCAGGAGAGGUCCUCCAAACAAGACUUGGAGCUGGACAAGAACGCCAUGGAGAGACACCUGAAGGAGCUGAGGGGUCGGUUAGCAGACAUGGAGGGCCACAGUCGCUCCUCAGUCGGAUUGUCUCAGCUGGAAAACAAGAUCCUGGAGCUGGAAGAACGACUUCGGAGUGAGGAGAGAGAGAAAAACACGGUGCUGGCAACACAACGUCGUCUGGAGAGAAAACUGAAAGACCUCAAUAUGACGCUGGAUGAGGAGAGGCAUAACCACUCCGAACAGAGAGACCAGCUUGCUCUAAAGGUGAAGGCUCUGAAGAGGCAGGUGGACGAGGGGGAGACGGAGCUGGAGCGCAUCGAUAACCUGCGCCGAAAAGCCCAGAGAGACGCAGAGGAGCAGAUGGAACUGAAGGAGGCGCUACAGAGCAGAGUGGCAGCUUUGGAGACUGAACUCAAGCGUAAAACCCAGGCCUCCCUGCGCCCGGUUCUGGACUCGUCAGCUCUGAGCUCGGACGAUGACGACAGUUUGUACGACCACUCCAGUAUCACCUCCAUCUUGACCGAGAGCAACCUCCAAACCAGCUCCUGCUAGGACCCCCCAGGUGCAGGGCCAGUGUGGGAAACUCCAGCGCUGCUAUUAAAGAAUGAGGGGGAGGAAACAGAAGCUGGCUGUGCGUCGAUGUGGGUUAAUUGCACUUUGGUAUGCACUAUUCACAGGUACAAAUGUACAGGGAGAACGAUUUUCCAAAACACGAGCGUGAAUAGGAGGAAGUCAAAGCGCCACAGCUGUUUCCUCCUCUCCACAGCGUAGCACAUGCAAAUUAGGCUGUGGUACAUACUCAGAAAUGCAAUGUUGUCAUCUCUUUCCCAUUUAAUGAUGCUAUUUUCAGCUAGGGGCAUCUUGAGCUAAGGUAAUUAUUGUAAUUUUAAGUUAAUGCUCUUAAAGAUGCAUUAUGUAACUUAGAUAAAUUCUGUUCUGUUUCUAAAUAUUAAGAUGAAAAAAGGAUGACAUAAUACAUUAAAGCUGACAUUUCUUUUCUGAGUGAACUUUAUAAAGCCGCAUUUCUCACAUCUGAAACAAAAGCACUUUUUUAUAGAAAAGGAGAUGGCACAAAAUACAUGAAAUACCUCUCUCUCUAUUUUAUUUUUUCAGUCUUACGUUGAGUCUCUAUUAUUGUAAUUUAGAUUGAAUUACAUGGUACUGUCACCCCACAAGUUUCUGUAAAAAAGUGGAAAAAAUAUAUAUAUUACUACUUUGAUUUUGUAGAGAUAAUACAAAUGUAUGCUCUUGGAUUUAUCUCUUAAUUAAAAAAAAUGUAAAGUUAUAAUAAUAAAUACACUUAACAUAUCAUUAAAAUGUGUAUGAUUCAUAGGUUCUUAGCAAUAGCUGUAAUAUUUGAGAAUCUGAUUCGUUGUCACUUUUAAAAUUAGCCAAAUUGAUAAGUUAGAAGUUAAAACUGCACUAUUUCUAUGCAAUGUUUUUAUUUGUUAAUGAUAUUUUUUACAUAUAAUUUUGAUAUGUAACAUUGUAUGAUAUUUGUACAGUUUGAACAAUCACAAUAAUUCCACUACUGUGUAUUUCCUUUAUGGUAAAUACUGUAAAAUAAAUUAGAGAAAUGUUCUGUAAUGACUGAGAUUUGUAUGGCAUUCAUUUUAGCAAUAAUAAAACUAUU
Boleophthalmus pectinirostris (great blue-spotted mudskipper) is the source of this 4863-nucleotide messenger RNA. It is a transcript of the gene cgna, whose product is annotated as cingulin. The record is from RefSeq and is a predicted model, not a curated record. NCBI's taxonomy places the organism in Eukaryota, Metazoa, Chordata, Actinopteri, Gobiiformes, Gobiidae. The transcript is spliced from 22 exons. Gene Ontology annotation, cellular component: myosin complex. The coding region runs from base 336 to 3782 and encodes 1148 amino acids.